GUACUUCACUUUAACAAAGCUGAAGGAGUCAGAAACAUUACCACAACCAUAAAGAUGCAAGUCUAUUCCAGAACGGAAGACCGUCUAUCAAAUCGAUGUGCUUGUUUCCAGAAGACAGAAGUUGGCAAAUCGGAUAAUAUCCAUACUGGGUUUAAAGCACUCAACUUUGAAAUCAACCAACCCACUAAAAACUACCUGCUUAAAAGUGUCAACCAGUUAUACGGAGAAAAAACAUUGCCUUUCAGUAAGGAAUACUUAGAGUUAGCCAAGAAAUACUAUAACGCAGAGCCACAAUCAGUUGACUUUGUGGGAGCAGCAGAUGAAAUCAGAAGAGAGAUCAAUUCCAGGGUCGAACAUCAGACUGAAGGUAAAAUCCAAAAUCUGCUGCCUCCUGGAUCCGUAGAUUCGCUCACCAGACUAGUCCUGAUAAAUGCGCUCUACUUCAAAGGAAACUGGGCAACAAAGUUUGAAGCUGAAGCUACCAGGCAAAGGCCUUUCAGAAUAAACACGCAUACGACUAAACCAGUGCCAAUGAUGUACCUGAGUGACAAAUUUAACUGGACCUACAUAGAAUCAGUUCAGAUUGACGUUCUUGAGCUUCCAUAUGUCAAUAAUGACCUCAGCAUGUUUAUCCUCCUACCAAGUGACAUCACCGGCCUACAAAAGCUAGAAAGAGAAAUGACUUCUGAAAACUUGUCUGCAUGGACCAGCCCAGAACUAAUGGAGAAAAUGAAAAUGGAGGUUUAUCUGCCCAGGUUCACAUUAGAAGAGAAAUAUGACCUCAAAUCUACUUUGAGCAGGAUGGGGAUACAAGAUGCCUUCACUGAAGGUCAAGCUGAUUUCACAGGAAUGUCAGAGAACGGUGAUCUGUUUUUGUCACAAGUUUUUCAUAAGUGUUAUCUGGAAGUCAAUGAAGAAGGCACAGAGGCAGCAGCUGCCAGCUCAGCAGCACUGGCAUCAAGAAGUCUUGGUGCUACUGUUAUUUUUGUGGCAGAUCACCCUUUCCUCUUCUUUAUCAGGCACAACAAAACCAAGAGUAUCCUCUUCUUGGGAAGGUUCUCUUCCCCUUAGAAACUUGACCAUUACUGAACAGGCUCUUGCAACGAUAAUGAACAAAAUACACACCACAAAGAGCAUCUCAAUAGUCUGUGCACUUCUAAAUUUUCCUAUAUUGUUGACAAAUCUCUCAAUGUUAGAAAAGAGCACAUAUUAAAAAUAAC
Messenger RNA from Phaethon lepturus (White-tailed tropicbird), 1220 nucleotides. Its product is annotated as serpin B10-like. NCBI's taxonomy places the organism in Eukaryota, Metazoa, Chordata, Aves, Phaethontiformes, Phaethontidae. The record is from RefSeq and is a predicted model, not a curated record. The transcript has 6 exons. The annotation marks the transcript as partial. Gene Ontology annotation, molecular function: serine-type endopeptidase inhibitor activity. Gene Ontology annotation, biological process: negative regulation of endopeptidase activity.